Ciona intestinalis (vase tunicate) is the source of this 3923-nucleotide messenger RNA. Lineage: Eukaryota; Metazoa; Chordata; Ascidiacea; Phlebobranchia; Cionidae. The record is from RefSeq and is a predicted model, not a curated record.
AAGUGGACUGGCGUGGUAACACGAGGUACUUAGUGAAAGACGAGUUCUAUAUUGUAAUGAAUAUUAAUUAGUGAAAGACGAGUUCUAUAUUGUAAUGAAUAUUAAUUUAUUUACUGUUUCUGAUUAAUGCAUAAUUACGUUACAGAAAGUUUUAGUGUGUAUUUUUUUCUUUAUAAAAAGUUUUACUAAAAUUUGCAUCGCUACUGGCGUCAAACGUCGGUACCUUGCCCCUGGACACUGCCUUUUAUGAAGUUCACCGAGAACAAUUUGAGUAAUCCAAUGUAUCAGCCGACGGGUCCGGGCCAGCCAAUAUUGCCACAAUAUGGCGCCCUGGCAGGGGGGGUUCCACCACCACAGGGUCCUGCCCCACCUGGAGUCCCACCCAACCCCAUGCAGCAAGCACCACCUGCCCAGCUGAUUCCACCAAACGGAAGACCUACAAUGGACCCUCGCUUCCCCAUCGCUACUGUGGCACGCGAUAUCGACUUCCAAGCUCCUCCCAGACCAAACCAAGGUCAAGUUGGGAAACCAAUCUGGUUAAAAGCAAACUACUUUAAAGUUUCCAUUCCUAAUGGAGAUAUUCAUCAUUAUGAUAUUGAUAUUAAACCUGACAAGUGUCCACGACGAGUAAACAGAGAGAUUAUUAACACGAUGGUAGAAAACUUUCGUUCAGCUAUUUUUCAAGAUCGUAAACCUGUGUUUGAUGGACGCAAGAACCUAUACACGGCACAACCUCUUCCAAUUGAUAAACAGAAGCUUGAAGUUGAAGUUACAUUGCCUGGUGAAGGCAGAGAUCGUACAUUUACUGUGGCAAUCAAGUGGGCAUCUAGGGUUUCCCUUUAUUCUCUCAAGCUUGCACUUGAAGGAAAAAUGCAUGGCAUUCCAUUUGAAACAGUACAGUCUCUUGAUGUAGUGAUGCGUCAUUUGCCAUCACUAAGAUACACCCCUGUUGGUCGAUCUUUCUUUUCAGCGCCAGAAGGCUACACCCCUCCACUUGGUGGUGGUAGAGAGGUGUGGUUUGGAUUUCAUCAAUCCAUGCGCCCAUCACAAUGGAAAAUGAUGCUUAACAUCGAUGUGUCAGCCACUGCUUUCUAUCGGGCUCAAUCAUGUGUUCAAUUCCUUUGUGACGUUCUUGAACUAAGAAUUGAAGAUUUGAGAUUGAUCAGAGGUUUGACAGACUCACAGCGUGUUAAGUUCACAAAAGAAAUUCGUGGAUUGAAGGUUGAGAUAACUCACUGUGGAACAAUGCGUCGUAAAUAUCGUGUAUGUAAUGUGACAAGGAGAGCUGCUUCUACACAAACAUUCCCACUUCAGUUGGAAUCUGGUCAAACCAUUGAAUGUUCUGUUGCCAGAUAUUUCCAGGAAAAACAUUCAAAGACUCUGCAGUUUCCCUUCCUUCCUUGUUUGCAAGUUGGCCAGGAACAAAAGCACACCUACCUUCCAAUUGAAGUAUGUAAUAUCGUUCAAGGUCAAAGAUGUAUUAAAAAAUUAACUGACAGCCAAACCUCAACAAUGAUCAAGGCUACUGCACGUUCAGCACCAGAUCGGGAGAAAGAAAUUGCGCAGUUGGUUCGCAAAGCUCAGUUUAACAACGAUCCUUAUGUGAAGGAGUUUGGAAUACAGGUUAUUGAUGAAAUGACUGAGGUUCGUGGAAGAGUGCUUCCACCACCCAAGAUUCAAUAUGGUGGAGAUCCUCUAAUGCAAGCUACUCCAAACCAAGGUGUGUGGGAUAUGAGGGGAAAACAAUUCCAUUCUGGUAUCAGCAUAGAUGUGUGGGCAAUCGCUUGUUUUGCUCAUCAGAGAAUGUGCUCGGACCAACAUUUACGAACAUUCAUCAAGAGUUUGCAACGUAUAUCGGAAGAUGCUGGCAUGCCAAUUCGUGGCACCCCCGUCUUCUGUAAAUAUGCACAAGGUUCUGAGCAUGUUGAACCAUUGUUCAGGCACCUGUGCGAUGAGUUCCGUGCCCUGCAGUUAAUUGUUGUUAUUCUACCUGGCAAAACUCCAGUAUACGCUGAGGUAAAGAGAGUUGGGGAUACUCUGCUUGGUAUUGCUACCCAGUGUGUACAGGUCAAGAAUGUGGUAAAAACAUCACCUCAAACUCUUUCCAACCUUUGCUUGAAGAUCAAUGUGAAACUUGGUGGUGUUAAUAACAUCCUUGUUCCAUCACUGAGGCCAAAGGUAUUUAAUGAUCCUGUAAUAUUCUUUGGUGCUGAUGUUACUCACCCACCAGCUGGAGAUACAAGAAAACCUUCCAUUGCUGCUGUUGUGGGUAGCAUGGAUGCCCACCCAUCUCGUUAUAGUGCCACAGUGAGGGUGCAACAACAUCGAGAAGAAAUAAUCCGUGAUCUUGCCAUCAUGGUUCGUGAUCUGAUGGUGGAAUUUUACAAAGCAACUCAUUAUAAACCUGUUAGAGUUAUCAUGUACAGAGAUGGAGUAUCUGAAGGGCAGUUUCAACAGGUGCUGUCAACGGAGCUUCGUGCCAUUCGUGAAGCUUGCACAAUGCUUGAGGUUGGUUACCAACCUGGCAUUACAUUCAUUGUGGUACAGAAGCGACAUCAUACUCGUCUAUUUUGUCGGAAUCACGAGGACAGGAGUGGUAAAAGUGGAAACAUACCAGCUGGAACCACUGUUGAUAUUGGUAUCUGCCAUCCAACUGAGUUUGACUUUUACCUCUGCAGUCAUGCUGGUAUUCAGGGCACAUCCAGACCCUCGCAUUACCAUGUGUUAUGGGAUGAUAAUAACUUCAUGGCUGAUGAGCUUCAAGUUCUUACCUAUCAACUUUGCCAUACAUACGUUCGCUGCACCAGAUCCGUAUCUAUACCUGCCCCAGCAUAUUAUGCUCACUUGGUGGCGUUCAGAGCUCGUUAUCACUUGGUGGACAAAGACCACGACAGUGGUGAAGGUUCCUUACAAAGUGGACAUACACAACACGAUCAAGAUGCACAGUUGCAAGCCAUGUCCAAGGCAGUUGUUGUACAUGAGAAUACUGUGAGGAACAUGUACUUUGCAUGAGUGCAUUCAACUACAUUAGCUCAAGUUUUGCAUGUUUUUAGGAAAAUCUCUGUUUUUGAGUGUUUUAUCUAAUUUCAUUCUAUUUUAUGCGAUGAACAGAGUGCUUUCCACACUUGUAGAAUAUGAACAAUAAUUAAACUGUGAUAACUCCCCACGAUCAAGUGUGGUUGUGAGCAAAUCAUGUUAAUGGUGUAAACCACCAUUUAAUUGUCUGUACUUACCAAGUUCACCUAAUAUAUAUAAACACAUAUUGUAAAAAACCUGAUUGUCAUUGUAUUCAUCCUUACUAGAUUGUACAAACCAUAAUAUCCAACAUAGCUACUACAUAUGUACAAAAUUGUACAGUAUGCGUUAUCCCCCUUAUACUAAUGAUUAAUAAAAUGUACAGCAGUAAGGAUAAACAAAUUGAUUCCAAAAUUGACUGUUUAUGUUCGUUCAUUUAUGCUGCGUGUUGUGAAGCAGCAGAAAGUUCUUGUUUGAUCAAUGCUUGCCACCGUGGUGUUUUUAUACAAGGCGCUGGGUUGCCAGACAAAAGUGAACCCAUAGCAACCACCGAAACCCAAAGAGGUUGCUUACCUGCGUAUGACCGUGUCAUCGCGGACCUUUUGUCUGGCAAGUAUAACCAGUGCCUGUAAUGGUUUCCUCAAAAGAUUGUAAAUGUGUAAUUACUUGUCAAUCCUUUGUACUCUGUACAUAUUCUUUUACUGUACAUACACUUCAGUCGCAUACAAACCAUAACAAUUCCAACUGUAUAAUAUUAAUCUAAACUUUAUUUUGUAUUGUUGUGUUAUACAACCAUUUUAGAAUAACUUUUUAACACAAAAAUAGGCGGAAAUUAUAAUGAAACUCCUGGAGUAGCUGCUUGUAAACAUAGCGCUUGAUGAAAUGUAAAUAAAAUGUUAAUCAAUUAA